AUGGCAGUUACCCUCGUCGAUACAAUCACACCUGUCGAUUACAUCAACAGUCGAAUCUUUACUUCUGCCAUCAAGUCUGUCAAAGGCAAUCAUGGCGGUACAAUAUUCGAUCAUGACAACAACAAUCACUACCGUGGCCAUGUCUCGCCCAAGCAUCUGAUCGGCGAGGCCUUGCGCCAGCGCGUGGAGAAGAUUGAUCACGAGGACUGCGAGCCCGGCGAGGAGGAUACCUUUUUCGUGGCGGACCUCGGCGAGGUGUACCGGCAGCACAUGCGGUGGAAGCUCAACCUUCCGCGCGUCAAGCCCUUCUACGCUGUCAAGUGCAACCCGGACCCCCAGCUGCUGCGCCUCCUGGCCAGCCUGGGCACUGGCUUCGACUGCGCCUCCAAGACCGAGAUCGAGCAGGUCCUCCAGAUGGGCGUCAGCCCCGAGCGCAUCAUCUACGCCCAGCCCUGCAAGACCAACUCGUACGUCCGCUACGUCGCCAACCAGGGUGUUCGCCAGAUGACCUUUGACAACGCCGACGAGCUCCACAAGAUCGCCAAGCUCUACCCCGAUGCCGAGCUGUUCCUGCGCAUCCACACGGACGACUCGUCCAGCCUCUGCCGCCUCAGCCUGAAGUUCGGCGCGUCCAUGGACAUGACGGAGGGCCUGCUGCAGACGGCGCACGAGCUGGGCCUGAAGGUGGUCGGGGUCAGCUUCCACGUCGGAUCUGGGGCUUCUGACCCUGGGGCUUUCCUCAAGGCGGUCCAGGACGCCCAUGCUGUCUUCCAGCAGGGCACCGCGUACGGCUUUGACAUGAAGACCCUGGAUGUCGGCGGUGGCUUCUGCAGCGAUGAGAGCUUCGAGGAGAUGGCGGGUGCCCUCCGGGCUGCCCUGGACGAGUACUUCCCGGCGCACUCGGGCAUCCACCUGAUUGCGGAGCCUGGUCGCUUCUACGCGUCGACCGCCUUCACCCUUGCCUGCAACAUCAUUGCCCGCCGCACUGUCGAGAACCAACCCGGGGGCGACAACAACAGCUACAUGGUGUACGUCAACGACGGCGUCUACGGCAACUUCAGCAGCAUCAUGUUUGAUCACCAGCACCCGGUGGCCAACAUCCUGCGCGCCGGGGGCCAGACGUACUACAACACCAAAGUUGCCAAGCCUGUCACAUCUGACGGCACCGAGUACAGCAUCUGGGGCCCGACCUGCGACGGCAUCGACCGCAUCAGCGAGAGCACCCGCUUCGACAAGACCCUGGAUGUCGGCGACUGGCUGUACUUUGAGGACAUGGGAGCGUACACCAAGUGCUCUGCCACUCGUUUCAAUGGGUUCUCUGACAGCCACGAUGUCAUCUACGUCUGCAGCGAGCCAGGUGCCCUGGCUGUCAUGGACGGCGGCAUCUAA
Cryphonectria parasitica EP155 is the source of this 1389-nucleotide messenger RNA. RefSeq lists its product as uncharacterized. Gene Ontology annotation, molecular function: ornithine decarboxylase activity. Bases 1 to 1389 code for a protein of 462 amino acids. Gene Ontology annotation, cellular component: cytoplasm. The record is from RefSeq and is a predicted model, not a curated record. Lineage: Eukaryota; Fungi; Ascomycota; Sordariomycetes; Diaporthales; Cryphonectriaceae. The transcript has a single exon.